GAGAGAGAGGGAGAGAGGAGAGAGAGAGAGUAACGGAACGAAUCAUGGAGUUGGAAUCAGACUACGAAAUUGCUCGCACGGCCAAUUUCAUUCGAAGCAGAAACUUCACCAGAGUCGCUUUGCAAUUUCCAGAUGAGUUAUUGAAGGAUUCAAUAAGAGUUGUAAGUGCUCUACGUGAUAAGCUUCGAUCACUCAAUAAACCAUGUGGCGAAGACAUCCAAAAUAAUAGGGAUGUAGGGUUAUAUGUAAUGGCAGAUACCACCUAUGGCAGUUGUUGUGUAGAUGAGGUUGGAGCAUCUCACAUUAAUGCAGAUUGCGUCAUUCAUUAUGGGCACACGUGUUUCAGCCCGACAUCGACUCUUCCCGCAUUAUUUGUUUUUCGGAAAGCUCCGAUUAAUAUAUCCAACUGCGCCGAGAAUCUAUUUUAUCAUGCAUCAACCAGUGACAAGCCUGUUGUGGUUCUUUUUGGACUGGAAUAUGCACAUGCGAUAAAGGAUAUCAAAGAAGCAUUGAUAGCUAAGUCAUCAAGUUCAAAUGCGUCUGCAUCCAGAUUCGAACUACAUUGCGCUGAUGUUAUCUGUUCUGUAAUGUCUCCAUCAGAAAACCUUAAGACUUCCAAUGGGCAUGAUGGAUUGGUUGGUAACCUUACUGCUAAUGAAGAUUGUGGGGAGGCAGCUUGUGCAAAAUACAGUAUUGGAGGCUUGACAUGGAAUUUACCUGAGAGACAUAAAAUAGAGGACUGCUUGCUUUAUUGGAUUGGUUAUGAUAAUUUGGCUUUUGCAAAUGUCGUGCUGACAUUCAAUGGAUGUGAAAUAGUCAGGUAUGAUGCAGCUGAAAAUAGUUUGGUAACCGACUUAUCUCAACAAAGAAGGAUUCUUAAGCGUAGAUAUUACCUCGUUGAGAAAGCGAAGGAUGCAAAUAUUAUUGGAAUUUUGGUGGGAACUCUUGGUGUAGCUGGUUACCUUCAUAUGAUUCAUCAAAUGAAAGAGUUGAUUACAGGAGCUGGUAAAAAGGCCUACACUCUUGUUAUGGGAAGACCAAACCCUGCAAAACUUGCCAACUUUCCUGAGUGUGACAUUUUCAUAUAUGUCUCUUGUCCGCAAACUGCUCUUCUGGAUAGCAAAGAGUUUUUGGCUCCUGUUAUUACUCCUUUUGAAGCCAUGUUAGCUUUCAACAGAGGAAGUCAAUGGACAGGAGCAUAUGUGAUGGAAUUCCGUGAUCUGCUGUCUUCAUCUAUAGUGGAGGUAGUAGACCAUUCAGAAGAAGCAAGAUUUUCCUUCCUUCAAGGUGGAUAUGUAGAAGAUUCAGACCCGCAAGAGAAUGUUGAGGAAGAUAAAGAUGGAGCUCUUGCUUUAGCAACUGCAACAGAGAAGUCUCUGCAGGUUCAGGACAAGUACCCUCAUUUGCUAACCAAAGGAAACGCCAAGUCGGGGGCAGAGUUCUUAGCAGGCCGGUCUUAUCACGGUCUUGACAUUCACAGUAACAAGUCUUCGCCUGAGCCAUUUUUUAUCGGCAGAACUGGAAAGGCAUCAGGGUAUGAGGAUGAGAAAAGUAAGUAGGAAUGUUUUUUGAUCAACUUGCAAAUCGAAAAGAGUAAAGAAGAGGAGGGUUCAAGAAGUAUAGCAGCAGAUAAGGUACUACUACUUGUAACAGUCAAGCACGAGCCCCCAAAUAUAUCUCCCAUUUGUUACUGUUGAUGACAUUUAUUACAAUUCGAUGUUGUGAUUGUUCAAUUUUCAGAAAUGAAUCCUGAAUGAGCUAAAUUAUAGGAAAUAUAGGAAUGUAUAACCUUGUAAUAAUAUUCAAUAAAAUUACAAUUAAUUCAGUUCAUUUUCUCUAAAUAAUUUUUUGAUUUUUC
Molecule: messenger RNA, 1858 nt
Organism: Cornus florida
Lineage: Eukaryota; Viridiplantae; Streptophyta; Magnoliopsida; Cornales; Cornaceae
Exons: 10
Coding region: 45-1559 (504 amino acids)
Biological process (GO): protein histidyl modification to diphthamide
Molecular function (GO): 2-(3-amino-3-carboxypropyl)histidine synthase activity
Source: RefSeq, a predicted model, not a curated record